UUCAAGGUUGCGUGGCGGUAAACCAAAUGUGGCAGAUCAAGUGUUUCGACUGAAGGUUAGCGUACAUUGAUUUGGUUUAUUGAAAUCUAAUGAUGAUCAGUCAUACAUUAGUGAUCGUGCCUAUUAUGUUAAAUCAUCAAUUUAUAGAGCCAAAAGCAUAUCUAUUUCGUGUGGGAAUUCAUGGUACCUUCACCUCACUAUUCAUAUAUGAAUAUGAGUAUACAAUUUAAAAAGUACAUACGUUCAUUGAAAUUGUACACUUAUCACCUCUUCGAGAAGUACGCUUGAAGGAUUGAUUUAGUAAAGAUGGAAACCUAUGAUGUGAAAUCAAACCAGUGUCAUGUUGGGAUUUUGUUCUGCAGUGAAUGCAACAACAUGUUGUAUCCUAAAGAGGAUAAGCGUACAAAAACAUUAUAUUACGCAUGUCGUAACUGUGAUUAUUCCCAGGAAGCAGACAAUCCCUGUGUUUAUAUCAACAAACUCGAACAGGAAGUUGAUGAAUUGGCUUUAAUUGUACCGGAUGUUGUUCAUGAUCCAACACUGCCUCGAACAGAAGAUCAUAUAUGUCGUCGAUGCGGUAAACAAGAAGCUGUAUUUUUUCAAUCACAGACAUUGAAAGCGGAAGAAAAUAUGCGUUUAUAUUAUGUUUGUACCAAUGUUGAAUGUUUACAUAAAUGGACUGAAUAGAUAAUCUUAUGAAAGUCCUGAAUAAUAAAUAAACUUGUAAAAAAAGUAUUAGGAACGUUUUGAAUUUGAGUCAUUUACAUAGAAUUUUACUUAUGUUCUUAUAAAUGGUCA
Schistosoma mattheei is the source of this 798-nucleotide messenger RNA. NCBI's taxonomy places the organism in Eukaryota, Metazoa, Platyhelminthes, Trematoda, Strigeidida, Schistosomatidae. The record is from the annotation of a GenBank genome assembly.